UAUUUUAUUUAUUAUUUUGCAGAUGAUGAUAUAGAAAGUUAUGAUAGUGAUUCAGAUCUAAAUGAUGAAGGAGAUGAGGAAAAUGGUUUAGAAAGUUUUGAUGAAGAUGGACUAUCAGAUGAUGAUGACUAUCUGGCAGGUACAUUGGAUGAUGUUGAUAGUUCAAAUGAAUCUGGAAUCGAAGAUACAGUUCUUAAAAAGAAAAAAGCUUCCUCAAAGAAAAGAAAGGCAGAAGAAAGUGAUGAUGAAUUAUUACCAAUUGAAAAAGCAGCUAAGAAAUUAAAAGCUGCAAAAAAAAAAGAAGAUGCUGAAGCCAAUGAGGAAAUGAAAAUGCAAAUUAAUGUUGCAAGCCAAGAUGUGUUUGUUUUUCCUGCCAGUGAUAAAAUUGAUGAACAUAUUCCUAUUCCCGAAGUAGAACAAAGAAUUAAAGAUAUUUUAUUAGUAUUGUCUAAUUUCAAUAAAUUUCGUGAAGAAAAUCGAAGCCGACAAGAAUACACUGAACUGUUACUCAAGGAUUUGUGUACCUAUUUUAGUUAUAAUACAUUUCUAAUGGAAAAAAUGAUGCAUUUAUUUCCACUUGAAGAUUUAAUGUCAUUUUUGGAAGCUAGUGAAACACCAAGACCAGUAACUAUCCGAACAAAUAGUUUGAAAACUAGAAGACGUGAUCUUGCUCAGGCAUUGAUCAACCGAGGAGUUAAUUUGGAUCCUAUUGGUAAUUGGUCUAAAGUGGGACUUGUUGUAUACAAUUCUACUGUACCCAUAGGAGCAACUCCUGAAUAUUUGGCCGGUCAUUAUAUGCUUCAGGCAGCUUCAAGUAUGUUACCUGUUAUGGCAUUAGCUCCUCAAGAAAAUGAACAUAUUUUAGAUAUGUGUGCUGCACCUGGUGGAAAAGCCUCGCAUAUUGCUGCAAUAAUGAAAAAUACUGGAGUUUUAAUUGCUAAUGAUGUAAAUAAGAAUCGAGCAAAGGCAGUUAUUGGUAAUUUUCAUAGAAUGGGAAUUGCCAAUUCAGUUAUUUCAACGUAUGAUGGAAGACAUAUACCUCAAUUAUUCAAAAACUUUGAUAGAGUAUUAUUAGAUGCUCCAUGUACUGGAACUGGAGUCAUAAGUAAAGAUUCUGGAGUUAAAAUGAGUAAAGAUGAAACUGAUUUGCAAAGAUGUUUUACAUUGCAGCGAGAGUUAUUGUUAGCUGCUAUUGAUUCUUUGAAUUUUAAAAGCUCAACUGGUGGUUAUUUAGUUUAUUCAACGUGUUCUGUACUUGCAGAAGAAAAUGAAUGUGUGGUAGAUUAUGCUUUAAAAAAAAGAGAUGUAAAAUUAGUUGAUACCGGUUUAAGUUUUGGCACAGAAGGUUUUACCAAUCUUCGACAGCACAGGUUUCAUCCUACAAUGAAACUUACAAGGCGUUUUUAUCCACAUACUCAUAACAUGGAUGGAUUCUUUGUUGCAAAGCUGAAAAAAUUUUCAAAUAUAAUUCCCAAAAAUGAUGAAUCAGAAGACAUUGAAGAAGAAAUUGAAACAAAUAAUGUUGAUGCAGAAACUACAGAGGUUGAAACUGUUGAAAAACCAGUAGCAAAUAUAAAAAAACCAAAACACGGGCGUGGUAAAAAUAGAGCUGAAAAAAAAAAAUAA
This is a messenger RNA of Myzus persicae (green peach aphid), 1626 nucleotides long. RefSeq names its product probable 28S rRNA (cytosine(4447)-C(5))-methyltransferase. The record is from RefSeq and is a predicted model, not a curated record. NCBI's taxonomy places the organism in Eukaryota, Metazoa, Arthropoda, Insecta, Hemiptera, Aphididae. Gene Ontology annotation, biological process: maturation of LSU-rRNA; rRNA base methylation. The annotation marks the transcript as partial. Gene Ontology annotation, molecular function: RNA binding; rRNA (cytosine-C5-)-methyltransferase activity. Gene Ontology annotation, cellular component: nucleolus. The transcript has 11 exons.